Juglans microcarpa x Juglans regia is the source of this 832-nucleotide messenger RNA. Its product is annotated as ubiquitin-conjugating enzyme E2 10. The coding region runs from base 167 to 613 and encodes 148 amino acids. Gene Ontology annotation, cellular component: nucleus. Gene Ontology annotation, molecular function: ubiquitin conjugating enzyme activity. Gene Ontology annotation, biological process: protein polyubiquitination. The record is from RefSeq and is a predicted model, not a curated record. The transcript is spliced from 5 exons. NCBI's taxonomy places the organism in Eukaryota, Viridiplantae, Streptophyta, Magnoliopsida, Fagales, Juglandaceae.
AGAGGGCCGGAGACGGGGGCAUUUGCAUUUGCAUAAAACAAGUCACCACCUCACCGAAUCUCCAUUUCCUUCCUCUUCUGUUUUCCUUGCCUUUGCCCGGAAACCACGAGGAAAGCUGCACAAAGGAAGGAGGAUCUCUAUCUCUCCCUCUUUCGGGGUUUUAGCAAUGGCGUCCAAGCGGAUCUUGAAGGAACUCAAGGAUUUGCAGAAGGAUCCUCCUACAUCUUGCAGCGCCGGUCCUGUUGCUGAAGACAUGUUUCACUGGCAAGCAACGAUUAUGGGUCCUCCAGACAGUCCUUAUGCUGGGGGAGUUUUCCUAGUUACUAUCCAUUUUCCUCCAGACUAUCCCUUUAAGCCACCCAAGGUAGCAUUCAGAACGAAGGUGUUUCACCCUAAUAUAAACAGCAAUGGGAGCAUUUGCCUUGACAUCUUGAAGGAGCAGUGGAGCCCUGCCCUAACAAUUUCCAAGGUGUUGCUUUCAAUCUGUUCACUGUUGACGGACCCAAAUCCCGAUGAUCCUUUGGUGCCGGAGAUUGCUCACAUGUAUAAGACGGACAGAAACAAAUAUGAAACAACUGCAAGGAGCUGGACCCAGAAGUAUGCUAUGGGCUAAACAAGCUGGUGUACGUGAGGGGAUGGGCACAUUUUCAUUUUACUGUAUUGCACUCUAUGUAUCAAUGUUUGUUGUCUCUUCUAUCCUAAGACGAACCAAAGAAGAGGUUCGUAAGUGUCCUCGGUUAAAAGAUAUGAAAGAAGCACGUAUGGUCCUGUCUCGUUAUUUGUAUGGAUAAUUUUAUCUUUAGAACAAUGAAACUGUUGCCCCUGAUCCUUU